Molecule: messenger RNA, 1107 nt
Organism: Dufourea novaeangliae
Lineage: Eukaryota; Metazoa; Arthropoda; Insecta; Hymenoptera; Halictidae
Gene: Las
Product: lipoyl synthase, mitochondrial
Exons: 6
Coding region: 4-1107 (367 amino acids)
Biological process (GO): lipoate biosynthetic process
Cellular component (GO): mitochondrion
Molecular function (GO): lipoate synthase activity; 4 iron, 4 sulfur cluster binding
Source: RefSeq, a predicted model, not a curated record
AAGAUGUUUUCAGUACUUCGUAAUUCAAAUCGAACAAAAAUAUCGUCUAUUUGUAAUUUUCAUUCCGCACGAAUGCAAUGUGUCAAAGAAAAAAGUUUUUCUCGAAAACUAGAAGAUGGUCCGAAUCUAGAAGAUUUUAUUGAUGGAAAUAUCAAAGAAUAUAAUGGCAAAUUAAAGUUAGAGAAAGGGGAUAAUACACGCUUAAGGCUACCACCGUGGCUUAAGAGAGAAAUACCAAUGGGUACAAAUUACAAUAGAAUAAAGUCACAGUUGAGAGAAUUGAGAUUAAGUACUGUGUGUGAAGAAGCACGAUGUCCUAAUAUAGGGGAAUGUUGGGGAGGUGAUAAGCAUGGUACAGCAACAGCCACUAUUAUGUUAAUGGGCGAUACAUGUACUCGUGGUUGUCGUUUUUGUUCUGUAAAAACAUCACGAACACCGUUACCAUUAGAUCCAGAAGAACCAGUACAUACAGCAACUGCAAUAACACAGUGGGGUUUGGAUUAUGUUGUACUUACGUCUGUCGAUAGAGAUGAUUUAGGUGACGGCGGAGCGAGUCACAUUGCAGAAACAGUUAAAGAAAUUAAGAAGAGAAGCAAUAUUUUAGUGGAAUGUUUGGUACCAGAUUUUAGGGGAAAUGAGUAUUGUAUUGCAACAAUUGUCGAGUCUAAUCUUGAUGUUUUUGCUCAUAACAUCGAAACUGUUGAACGUUUAACACCAUUUGUUAGAGAUAGGCGAGCGCAGUAUAGACAAUCGCUGAGUGUGUUGGAAACAGCAAAAAAGCUUAACCCAGAAUUAAUUACGAAAUCAUCGAUAAUGUUGGGGUUAGGCGAAACUGAUGAUGAAAUUGAACAAACUAUGAAGGAUCUGAGAGAUAUAGGUGUAGGUGCUUUAACUCUUGGACAGUAUAUGCAGCCUACAAAGAGACAUUUGAAAGUUAUUGAAUAUGUUACACCAGAGAAGUUUAAAAAAUGGGAAAAUGUGGGUAGUGAAAUGGGAUUCCUAUAUACUGCAAGUGGUCCAUUAGUAAGAUCAUCGUACAGAGCUGGGGAAUUUUUCUUAACGAAUAUUUUAAAGAGACAGAGAGAUAAAAAGACUGAAAAGCAAUGA